Drosophila erecta is the source of this 537-nucleotide messenger RNA. RefSeq lists its product as uncharacterized. The record is from RefSeq and is a predicted model, not a curated record. The transcript has 3 exons. NCBI's taxonomy places the organism in Eukaryota, Metazoa, Arthropoda, Insecta, Diptera, Drosophilidae. The coding region runs from base 12 to 395 and encodes 127 amino acids. Gene Ontology annotation, biological process: negative regulation of biosynthetic process.
AAUCGGGCCAAAUGCCGUACAUAAUCAUACGGGGGAACCUAGCCUCCUACAGCCACAAAUAUCCAUGGAGGGUGCUCGUCUCUGGGUUGAAAGCUGACGACAUCGAGCAGUUGAACAAGUUCUCCUGCGGCGGCUACAGCGACGAGUCCACCAUCGUCUACCUAGUACAUCCUUGUCGGAUUCUAUCGGCGCUAGAAAUCCUGGGAUUUCGCGUGGUGGCCAGCUCAUCGACUGCAGUGAAGCAGGACUACAACGAGUAUAUGUGGACGAUGCGCAAGGAGUUCGACGAACCAGAACCCUUGGAAGCCGAGUCCGUAGUGCGAGAGAAUCUAUCGAAUAUUGGCCGGGAGGCAGCCAGUUUAGGCAACUAUCACAAGGUGGAUUCACCUGAAUAGGGGGAUACAAUCCAAAACAAAAAAACAGCAAUCAACCAAGAACUCAACUCUAGUUGUAUAAUUUAGUGUGUGUGAAUUGUGUGCGUGUUUCGGUGUGAAAAAACUAUAGUAACCUAGGGAAUUCUGUUCCAAAACAUACUCU